GAAGCAUGAGUCCCCUCACGUUUAUGCUCCUUCUGCUUCCAUUCGCGCUCUUCUCCUCCUCGACACAUGUAGCAGUCAUCUCUCCUCAGGAUCCCAUCCUGCUUAUUGGCUCUGACCUGACAGCCACUUGCACGCUGAGCCCCAAGCUCGGCCUGCAUGCGAGCUCCCUGUACUGGACGCUGAACGGGGCGCGACUCCCCAGCAGCACCUACAGAGUCCUGUCCUCCGAUGUCCUGAGCGUCUCCCUGCGCAGCCUCAACGGCUCGCAGCAGCAGUCUGGAGACAACCUGGUGUGUCAUGGAGGAGAUGGACGAGUCCUGGCCGGCUCUUGCCUCUACGUGGGCACGCCUCCUGAAAAGCCAGUCAAUCUGACGUGCUGGUCACGCAACACAAAGGACUUGAGCUGCAGGUGGAGCCUGGGCGGGUUGGGUGAGACCCACAUCCAAACCAAAUACACCCUGAAGUACAAACUGAGGUGGCACGAGAGAGAGAAGGAGUGUGAAGAUUACGGCACCGGGAACCAGAGAUACUCCUGUUACAUUCCCCACAAUAUAGCGCUCUUCACGCCAUAUGAAAUCUGGGUUGAAGCGACCAAUCAGCUGGGCUCAGCUACAUCCGAUGUCACCACCCUGGACAUCCUUGAUGUAGUGACCACAGACCCUCCUGCCAACGUGCAGGUGAGUCGUGUUGGCGACCUCGAGGACCAGCUGACGGUCCGCUGGGCCAGCCCCCCCGAGCUCAAGGACAUUCUGUUUAAGGCCAAAUAUCAGAUACGCUACCGGCUGGAGGGCAGCUCGGACUGGAAGGUGGUAGACGAUGUUGGUAACCUGACGUCAUGCCGGCUGGCCGGCCUUCAGCCCGGGACCGUCUAUUUUGUUGAGGUGAGGUGCAACCCGGUGGGCAUCUUUGGCUCCAGGAAACCGGGCAUCUGGAGUGAAUGGAGCCACCCGACUGCUGCCUCCACGCCAGGCAGUGAGCGGCUGCAGACUGGCUCAUGUGAUCCUAAACCCGGUGAGCAGAACUCCACCCUGCGGCGGGAACUCAAGCAGUUCUUUGGAUGGGUUCGCAAGCAUGCGUACGGCUGCAGUGGCAUGUCAAUUAAGCUGUACGAUCAGUGGAGGGUGUGGCUGCAGAAAUCGCAGAGAGUGCGCAACCAGGUAGAUGCUGCGAGACGAUAACUCAUAGCUGGAGCACUCGGCACGGCUGCUGCGCUUAAUUCAGGCACAGCAUCAGGAAACACUGACGAAUAAGUGGUCCAGAGGGUCCCAGCUGUGCGAGAGGUCCAAGCCACCGCCUGAGGGAGGCUGCAGCGUUUGGUCAUACAGGCUGGAGUUUAAGGGGCCUGAGUGGGAGAUAAUAACUAACGAGACAAUGCAACCUUUU
Messenger RNA from Salarias fasciatus (jewelled blenny), 1383 nucleotides. RefSeq names its product cytokine receptor-like factor 1b (gene crlf1b). The transcript is spliced from 8 exons. The record is from RefSeq and is a predicted model, not a curated record. Gene Ontology annotation, molecular function: cytokine receptor activity; protein binding. Bases 6 to 1178 code for a protein of 390 amino acids. Gene Ontology annotation, biological process: cytokine-mediated signaling pathway. NCBI's taxonomy places the organism in Eukaryota, Metazoa, Chordata, Actinopteri, Blenniiformes, Blenniidae. Gene Ontology annotation, cellular component: external side of plasma membrane.